AUGGCGGAUGCUUUUGAUACUUACGAUGUAUACCAAGACAAGCUCUUUCCUGCUGUCGCUGUCGCUUCCUUCACAGGGCCUUUUAUUGUGGGUGAAUUCAGCUUUUAUCAAGACAACACUGGGCAAGUGGUUGCUACAGGUGCAUUUCAAAAGGGUUUACUACAAGACCGAGAGUACCAAUUCAGAUUCCAUCAGGGUCCAAACUGUGAAAACUUGGGUGAGGCUGUAAUGGCACACUACUUUGAAACCAUGCAUGUGCUAGAUAUUGGAGGCACCCCACCUAUUCAGGAACCAUUGAAUGUCCACUUGACUGACGAAGACGGAUAUAUGGGUCUACCUUGGGUACUAUCGGAUGGUGUACAUGAUUUAGCCUGUGUCGUGCUUAAAGGCCAUCAAACAAAAUAA
This is a messenger RNA of Mucor velutinosus, 405 nucleotides long. It is a transcript of the gene RML2, whose product is annotated as mitochondrial 54S ribosomal protein rml2. The record is from RefSeq and is a predicted model, not a curated record. Lineage: Eukaryota; Fungi; Mucoromycota; Mucoromycetes; Mucorales; Mucoraceae. Gene Ontology annotation, biological process: superoxide metabolic process. Bases 1 to 405 code for a protein of 134 amino acids. The transcript has a single exon. Gene Ontology annotation, molecular function: metal ion binding.